Messenger RNA from Naumovozyma castellii, 2823 nucleotides. RefSeq names its product exoribonuclease II (gene DSS1). Lineage: Eukaryota; Fungi; Ascomycota; Saccharomycetes; Saccharomycetales; Saccharomycetaceae. The record is from RefSeq and is a predicted model, not a curated record. The transcript has a single exon. The coding region runs from base 1 to 2823 and encodes 940 amino acids.
AUGAUGAAGAGAGUAUGUGCAGUAAGGAACUUGCACACAUACAAUCCAUCCUGUAGAAAAUCAUUUGGGAAAAAAUCUCCAACUUUGGAGUUUAAGCAACCGCCAGAUACUGAAUCCAAGAGACUUUCACCGGACGAUAUCAAAUUCAUUAGAGAAUCUUUCUUAAAGAGAACUAAUUGGCUGGAACCCAAUAUCCAACUAAAAUCACUACCACAGAUCUAUAGAGAAUAUGAGAAACGAUUCUUGAGCAGGUACAUCAGACCUUCCAAAUUUUGGUAUGAAACACUUUGGCUAAACAACGAUACGAAACCUCCAUUUAAUAAAUUAUUUCUCAACAACCCUUUGCCAGACUCUAUUUCGAAGAAACAGUUAUUGAACUUUGAUUAUAAUGAUUUAGCUAAAACUCCAUUAAAGAUUAGAGAUUUAGCCAUACUACGUGCGACACCUUCAGAACUUUCCAUGUGUGUACAAUUGCCUGAGAGUGUAGAGGACCCCAGAUACACAUUUGCAUCCAGAUCAGGGAAACUUUAUUUUGUUUACAGAAGUAUGAUCAAAAUUAGAAUCCCAUAUCAGGUACCGAAGGGAAUCCAAGGAUUAAUUCUGAAGGAAUUACAACAUGAGUUUUCACCCAUUGGAACUUUGAAAUCAAAUACAAAGGAUACUUUCAUACUACCGUACUUGGCUCGCAAUUUAUUAUCAAGAACUGGAUUAUCAGAUAUCAACAAAGCAGCAUCUUACCAACGUCCUAUCGUAAUGAAAAAAUUAGAAUUAUUGCAUCGUUAUUUACAAAAUGACAAGGGACCAACGAGCAUCCCAUUUACCCAUUUAAUUAACUUGGUUAAUAAACUUGAUUUAUCUCAGGCUCUUCAUUUACAAGCAGGGAAUGAUUACAUCAUUAAUUUGAUCAAAGAAGCUAAUGAUCCACCUUCAAUAAUGAAUGCUUCCUUAACCAUCGCCGUAUAUUGGUCUUUAGUUGAAUUAAGUGAGACAUUCCUUUGGGAUGGUAUCAAUAGAAAUUCUGCAUCACUAUUUCCAACCACAGUAACAGUACUGCCAUUACUUUCUUAUCGUGUCCAUUAUACUGAAUUGAUUGAAGAUCUAGAAAGGAAUAACUACAAGCAAUUAAACAAAUUUUCAAAUUUAGUGAAUGAUAAAAACUAUCAAGAAAUCGAACAAUCUUUCUCCAAAAUUAUUAACUUAUUACAAGAAUAUACAGCUGGGAAUUUACAAAAUAAUCCAAAAAUAACAACAUUAAUUUCCAAAUUAUUCAGGGGUAUCAAAGAAUAUCAACGUUGUGAUAUAACAAGAGACCUUUGUAAUGAACUGUUAAUGAAAUUCCCGUCAAUUAAACCAAACUCAAAUCCAUUAUUAAAGAAUCACGAUCUGGCGACACGUGCAGAUUCACAACAUGGUCAACGACAACAAAUUUUGUACGAUUACGUUAAACCCAAUGACUUGUUGAUACAGGAGUCACUUCGAGAUCGAUUUGACUUUGGUGAUCUAAGAGUAUAUUGCAUUGAUUCCGAAACAGCUCAUGAAAUUGAUGAUGGUAUCUCCAUUGAGAAGAAAUUCAACGGGAAAUUUACUCUUCACAUUCAUAUUGCUGACCCGGCAAUCUUUUUCCCAGAAUGUAACAAUGAGAAAGGAGUCCUUGGUCUUCAAGAUGAUGUCUUGAAAAUUGCAUAUGAAAACUCGUUCACAACUUACUUGCCAGACACUGUAGUCCCAAUGUUACCAAAAUCCUACUGUAAGAUGGCUGAUCUUGGUAUAAAUGGUAAGAAAACUCCCUCAAUAUCAUUUUCAGUGGAUGUAAUAUUAAAUAAAGAAAAGUCUAAUUUGAAAAUAUGUUAUGAUACUUUUCAAAUUAGGUUGGGUCUCGUUUCCAAUUUCCCCAAGGCAACUUAUGAUAAUGUUGAUGACAUUUUAUCAUCUGAAGUAAAUUCAGAACAAAAACUUCUACAAGAUGAUCUAAGGCAAUUAUCGAUGAUAGCGGGAAUAUUAAGAAAUAAACGAACACAGGAAAAUGGUGCGAUAACCUUUGGAGAAGGAUUCAAUAGAGGGACCCCCAAAUAUUCAGAAGAUUCAGAAACGGAGUCAGAUGUUAUUUCGUUUGUGGAUCAAAAAAACACCAAAUCAAAUGAACUUGUUACCGAAUUAAUGAUAUUAGCGAAUACAUUGUGUGGACGUUAUUUCAAAGAGAACAAAAUUUUUGGAGUGUAUAGAUGCUAUAACGAUUUGAAUUUAGAACCAAAGGCUAAAAUGCAAUACAAUAAAUUGAGAGAAGAGUGCAAAAAUGGAAAAUUGCCAACUUUAGAAGAUAUUGUUAAAGUUCAAUCAUUAUUGAAUUCGAGUUAUUACUCUGAACACCCCAGUAGACAUGAUAUGAUCGGUUCAGAACAGUACUUGACCGUAACAUCCCCAUUACGUCGGUUUACAGAUUUAGUCAGCCAUAUUCAAUUGCAUAAUCAUCUCAAAGGGCAUCCAUUACCAUUUAACCAAAAGGCAAUUCGCAAUUUUGUUCCUCACAUUCAAUCAAGAGCGGAUAAAUUAAGGAAAAUAAGUACGGAAUCCAAUGUAUGCAUGACUUUGUCUUACCUCAAGAAUCUUUUGAAAACGAAACCAGAUACCAUGUUUGAUGUAAAGAUCACGUCAGUUCCAUCUGAGGGAAGAGCCAGAUGCCUGAUCCCCGAGUAUUCUUUCGCUAGAGGAGAGAUAAGAUUAAGUCCAAGCUUGAAAGUAUAUCCUAAAGUUGGCGACACUGUAAAUAGUUGUAAAGUCGUCAAAAUAUCCUGUGUGGAUGGGAUACUGGAGUUCAAUAAGUAA